Molecule: messenger RNA, 4956 nt
Organism: Ruditapes philippinarum (Manila clam)
Lineage: Eukaryota; Metazoa; Mollusca; Bivalvia; Venerida; Veneridae
Product: heat shock 70 kDa protein 12A-like
Exons: 6
Coding region: 133-1860 (575 amino acids)
Molecular function (GO): ATP binding; ATP-dependent protein folding chaperone
Source: RefSeq, a predicted model, not a curated record
UUUCGGAAAACGGUCCAAACCGAAAAUAGAAGUAAGUUUUAUUGAAACGGGGUUGUGUAUCGAAUAAAAAGAAUCACUCAAGAGUUAUUUUCCAUAGUGAAUAUGUAAACAGUGAACGUUGUUUAGGAAGAAAUGUCUGACACUUUGGUUGUCGCAGCAAUUGACUUUGGAACAACAUUUUCAACCUGGGGAUUUUCAUUUAAACAUGAAUUUGAUCUUGAUCCAACAAAGGUCACAGCAAAACAAUGGUCUGGAUUGGAGUCGACUAUAUCUUUAAAAGGACCAACAACAAUUUUGAUUAAUCCUGACGGGAAAACGAUUGAUAGUUUUGGUUUUGAUGCUGAAACGAAGUAUGCCGAACUUGCAGAAGAGAAUCAGCAUAAACAAUGGUAUUUCUUCAAGAGAUUCAAAAUGCAGCUGUUUGACAAAAUUGGACUUCAAAGAGAUUUUACUAUUGAAGAUGCCACUGGUAAAUCUCUGAAAGCAAGAACGGUGUUUUCCCUAUCUAUAAAAUACUUGAAGGAUGAUCUUAUGUACAUGACGAAGAGAAAAGUUCUUGACGAACACUUGAGAGAAGAUGAUAUAAAAUGGGUUUUGACAGUGCCAGCCAUAUGGAAUGACGUAGCAAAACAGUUCAUGCGAGAGCUGCAGAAAAAGGCAGGAAUUGACACUGAAAACUUGACAAUUGCACUUGAACCCGAGGCUGCAUCAUUGUAUUGCCGGCAUAUUCCCACAACAAGAAGUGACAACUCUCUUUCUCAACUAAGACCUGGAAAUACAUACCUCAUUCUAGAUGCAGGAGGUGGAACAGUUGACAUCACGGUUCACGAAAUCACUGAAAGUGGAAAUCUGAAAGAAAUUUAUAAAGCAAAUGGUGGUGACUGGGGUGGAACAAAGGUUGACGAAGCAUUUGAAGAUUUAAUUUCUGAAAUCACAGGCACGGGUGUAAUGGAAAAAUUCAAAGUGGACUAUAUGGAUGAGUACCUUGAUCUGAUGAGAGCUUUUGAAGUGAAGAAAAGGGAGACAAAGAAAGGAAAACAUGUAGCUUUCAAAAUACCCGUGUCACUUAUGAACUUGGUUGUAGACAUAACCGGCGAAAAACUUCAAAAUACAAUAUCGAAAUCUAAGCACGAGAAAAGCAUACGGCUAUCCGGUGAUAAAUUGAGGCUUGACCAUGACAUCAUAUAUGGAGUAUUUGAACAAUCUAUUGGUAGCAUAAUUGAUCACCUAAAUAAACUGUUUGAAGAUCCUGAAGUGGCAAACUGUGAGUCCAUACUUAUGGUUGGCGGUUAUUCCGAGUCUCCUUUGUUACAAGAAAGUAUCAAAGAAAACUUUCCAGACAAGAAAAUUAUCGUUCCAACAGAUGCAGGUUUAGCUGUUCUGAAAGGUGCUGUAAUAUAUGGUCAUAAUCCAACUUUGAUAGCACAAAGAGUUUGUAAGUAUACGUAUGGGAUUGAGACAACACACGAAAAAAAAUCUACAUGCAUACACCCUCAAACAGAAGUACGUUACUGGAACGGAAAGCCCCAUUGUGAUAAAAUGUUCACUACACAUGUCCGAACAGGAGAUAUUGUAAAUCUCGGGGAGGAGCUUAGAGAACAAAUUUACCAUCCAACAGAACCUUAUGAUACAAGAGUAAGCAUCACAAUAUACUGUACACAGAAACGUUAUCCAGACCUUGUGACGGAGACAGACUGCUAUAAACUUGGCAAUAUCGAUAUUCCAAUGCCAGAUACAACAGGCGGUUGUGAUCGACAAAUAGGUGUGUCUUUUCUCUUUGGUGGUACAGAAAUUGAGGUCAAGGCCAAUGAUAAAACGACCGGAUCACAGAAACGGAUAUCAGUAUCAUUUUGGGGAUAACUUCCAAUAUGCAAAGGAAUGCAAGGACUAACGUGGAUGAAAAAGGAAAUUCUUUAUUCUUUUAAACUUAAUAGUUAAGAUUUUCGAAAUGAAUUAUUAGCAUAAAGAAACACAUUUAAGAGGCUAAAUAUUCAAAGAUUUUCACUUUAGCUGCUUCUUUGAAUCAUUUGUUUGAAAACAUAUUUUUUCAUAAAGUGAUCAGUUCAAAAAAGAUGUAAAUUAUAUUUGCUAUAAGAUAUUUCCUAAUGCGAAAUGUAUCAUAGGUGUUUUACAUGCACUAGGUAAAACCUUUGACAUUCAAAUAGAGAAAAACAGAAACCCUAAAGAAAAUCCAACACGACAAAAAAGAAAACGUUGCAGGCUCGGUUUGAUUGAGCCUGUUCAUGGACGGUACUGGAAAGUGCAAGUAACCGGCACCGGCUUAAGCAGAAUUCAACAUUUAACACAAACAUGGUGAAAUUUCAAAACCUGUUUUUAUAUUUCGGGUUAAGAUCAUCGACAAUAAAUGUAUUCUUAUAUCUAAUCUAAGAAUUUAUAUAAUCAUUCUGUCUUAUUUGAAAAACAGUUUUAAUGCCAAUUUAAUUUAAUUUAUUUUAAUUAGCUAUAUAUAUUCAUUAGUUAGACAUUUCCUGGUAAAAAGGUAUUGUAACAGUCAUGCCGUCGUUCCCGUUGCCAUUGCCGUCCGCAAACUUUGACCUUGGUCAAAUAUCUGAAUUUUCUCGAGUUUUGUUAUUAAUGUCUAUAACUUUGAAGGUCAAAUUAUUGAAAGUUUCCUUUUUCCUUGGUGUAACUGGCUAUAAAUUUGUUAUUUAUUAUUGGAUUGACUUUAUAAUAAAAUGAGACCUUCAUGUAUAUCAAACUCAAAUUGACCUUGACUCAUUUAUGACUAUUGAUAUGAUUGUUUAAUGAUUUUUGCUUUCCUUGAUUGUGACUUGGUAAUUAAUAAAUGGGUUAUCUACAUAUUUGAAAAACAAAACAAAACCUUUUGGUCAGUACCUUGUUGAAAAUGUUGAACUGACAUUGACCUAGAUCUUUAAACAACCUUUACCAUCAAUGUCAAGUGAUCGAAUUUGGUCAAAUUUUCAUUGUUUUGUUAUUUAUGUAUGGAUUUUAUUUAUACGUAGACAAAACAAAAACUUUCUAGCUAACAAAGAAAUUGAAUAAUUCAGAUGUCAUCUUGGCCGUCAAGUUCAAAUUAUUGGAUUUUGGUUAAAUUGUCAUGAUUUUGUUAUUUUUGUACGGUUUCGAUUUAUACUUGGGCAAAACAAAACUUUCUACCAAACAUACCAAAUGAAUAAUUCAGAUGCCACACUGACCUUUAAUUGACGUUGACAGUGAAGGUCAAAUUACUGAAAUUCUUUUAUUUUAAUCUAUUGCAAUGGAAUUUGAACCAUGAGCACAGUUUGAGAUGCGACCUAGAUUUUGACAAUGUCACCUCUUUUUUCGACUUAAAUAUACAGCUAUGAAAUUUGGACUUUUAGAUGUAAAAUUAAACUUUGAUAUCAGCUGACCUAGCUAAUUGGACGAAGUCACCUACUUUCUUGUGCUUUGAUGUACAGUUAUGAAAUUUGGACAAUGUGCACAGUGACGACCUACUUUUUUCUUUUAUUUUGAUAUACAGCUUUGAAAUUUGAACCAUGUGCAUAUAGAUAACAAAACAAUAUGAUAUUGAUUCAUACUAGGACAAAUCAAUAAGUGUGACUAAACCUACCUAUUGAAAUUAAAUAAGGAAAAAAGCAUUUUUAUUUAUUUAAUUUUCUUUCCAGAGAAUUCUUUAAAUCUUUUAUGUGUUUGCUUUUAGAAAAAAGUAAUAAAGUCGAAGAUUAGCCCUCGCCCAGCGAUGGCUCUUGUUUAUACUUUUAAUAUAAACACUAUUUAAUUGUUUUUGUUGAAAUUAACCGCUUUUUAUAUCAGUUUUUAUUUAUUUUACAAGAAUCUGUACUAGGGUGUCGCCAUUUAGACGUCUUUUUCAUACACUUGCGAGACUGGCGAGACCAAGACUGUGUAAUCUCAUACACCAUUGUAUGAGCGGAUCCUGAGGUACAUAAACAUUUGAUAUAAGUUAUAUGAAUUUGUUUAUCUUAUAAUAUUGAUCAGAUACGCAUUAACAUACGUAUAUCUUUUAAUUUAUUCUACAAAACUGCAUUGACAGAUAUUUUUCACUAGGAAAAGUGGGAGUUUAAUCUAAGCAUCCUCGUGAUUUAUCACGGUACCCUUAACGGGCCUUUUGGGCGGAAAACACUUUUAUUACACCUUAAAUUGUAUUGUUAAGUCAGUCUUUUCAAUUUGUUGUAUUUAAUUGCAGAUGGCGAUAAAGAUAACCAUAGUUUGUAGAUAGAGAUUAAAGUUUAUAAAGCUAAACAUUUAUCUGAUGCAAAAAUUAUUAUUUGGAUUUACAUUACAAUAAUACUUCCAAAAUUUUGUAUGAAAUAAAAAAUAUGGCAAUACAUUGCCUUAAAGCGAGUGGUACAUGCAUAAAGUUAUUGCUAAACGUAUUCAACCCUACUUCAAAUAGCAGAAUAGUAUUUUGUUCCGGAACGUUUAUUCUGUUCACGUACAUUAUUCAUGUGUAUUAGAUAACAGAGACAGUCUAUGUUACAACUUUUCGGGAAUUAACCGUAUAACAAUGGAACCAGUAUAAUUUUACUAACGAUACAUUUUAUAACAAUAUUUCAUAAGAUAUAGAUUUAUACACUUUAAGUCUACCUUCUGAUCAGGGGUAUAUAUUCAGCUUUGAUGUAUAUUGUUGUCUAUUCCAUAUUAUAAAUAUAUACAGUAAUUAGAUAUGUUUGUUAUUAAAAAAAGUAGUAGUAUGUAGUAUCCACGAGCUUUGCAAAGUUGUGCAAAUGUUAACAAAACAUUCAGUAUGAUGUAACAAUAUAGUAUCUUUAUAACUAUCAUCAUUUUUUAUUUUAAAUAUCAUUAUAUUAGUAUUUUGUAGUAAUUCUUAAAAUAAUUAUGUUUUUUUAUUCUUGUUAUAAGUAAUGAUUGCUCUGCUGUUUUCGCCGUUCUCUUGAACUGUGAUAGGCCGUUUGUUGUGAUUUUAUAGAUUGUAGUGAUUUUUAAUUUGGUUUGGAAAUAAACGUUUUUCUUCUU